AUGGCUCCGAAACCUCCAAAUCUAGAGGAAUUGCCCCCUCCUUGCAGGUAUGUUAUGAAAGGGUCUCACUCUUCUCAAACUAAAGGUUCGCUCACUCUUCUCAAACUAAAGUGUAGCCGACGGCGGAACCCUUCCGACGCCGUUCGCUGGUUUUCCGGCAAUCAACUAUUGCGAUUCUUUCCCUUCUCAGUGAGCGUGAUCGAUUGGAACGUGAUCGAUGACCUCAUACCGGUCGGUGAGGACCCAGAAGAAGAUUCCAAGGCAGACUCAGUUGAGAAGAAAGAAGAAUCAGACUCGACGUUUGAAAACAGCACUAUUGCUGUGACUUCGACAGCAGAAAUUAUAGUGGAACCCCCCAACAACAAGACCUACAUAAGACAGGUCGGUGAUAAGGGACAGGAGGAGCAAAAAAACCAAAAACAACCCUUUCCAACUUCGAGAGCAAAAAUGGUUGAGGAGCCCCCCAACAACACUACCCACAUAGGCAGGCAAAGUUUGCUCGAGACUCGGAAAAUUUCCUGGACCAAAGUUAGAGGGAAUGAAGUGAAGGUAUACCGCAAAGGCUGUUAACCCAUUCACAAAACAUUGGUUUGGCGUACAAAAAAGAACCUUUUUUUUUUUUUUUUUUUCCGUUAAAGAAUGUGUACAGAACCCCUUUCCUUCAAUAAUGUAUAUAGCAUGUAAUUGUGGAUCUCAA
Camellia sinensis is the source of this 697-nucleotide messenger RNA. NCBI's taxonomy places the organism in Eukaryota, Viridiplantae, Streptophyta, Magnoliopsida, Ericales, Theaceae. The record is from RefSeq and is a predicted model, not a curated record.